Molecule: messenger RNA, 1035 nt
Organism: Penicillium pulvis
Lineage: Eukaryota; Fungi; Ascomycota; Eurotiomycetes; Eurotiales; Aspergillaceae
Product: flavodoxin family protein
Exons: 1
Coding region: 1-1035 (344 amino acids)
Molecular function (GO): oxidoreductase activity
Source: RefSeq, a predicted model, not a curated record
AUGCAUAUUCUCGGCCUUGGAAACGGAACAAUUAAUGGCAACUCGGAGAUCCUCCUCAAGGCCGCCUUGACAGCUGCCGAGAAAGCCGACUCAUCCAUAACAACUUCAUGGAUUCAUGUUCCCUCCGUCUCUGUGCCACGAAACCCCAGACCUUUAGAGGGCGCACAAGAUGUUAGCAUGGGAACAAUUGGCCAGACCGGAGUUGGCGGUGACACAGUCCCAGACGACCGCAGAGAUGUGCUCAAUGCAAUUCUGGCAGCUGAUGCCUUGAUCUUCGCAACACCAAUCUACAGUCACCAACCUGCAGGCACUCUUAAGAUGCUGGUCGAUCGAAUCCUGGGCCCGUUCACCGAUGCUGCGUUUGUGCAGCGAGUAAUUGAUUCCCAGAUGGCUGGCGAAAAGACCUACCAACAUAUGAAGGUUGAUAAACGGAUCCUCAAGCCUAGAGUCGCCGCCUUUAUUGCUGUGGGAGGAUCCCCCUUCAACGACCAGGUCACCAUGGCGCUGCCUACUUUGCACCAAUUCGUCUAUUCUCUCCAUGCAAAGGUAGUGGACCAGCACGUAUUCCGAGGAUAUGGCCGUCCGGGAUCGGUCUUACUACGUGGAGGAGAAGCGGUUCAGAGAGCUGAAAAGCUGGGUCAGAAUGUGGCUAGUCAAAUUGGAAAGACUUUUGAUGAAGCGAAGUAUCUUGGACCGGAAGACCCUGCUAGUUGUCCAUACUGCCAUAUGUCUAAGGUUGAGAUCGACUAUACCCAGGAUAAUGAUAUUGGUUGCAUUACCUGCGGAGCUCGGGGGAAGCUUGUUGUUGGAGAAAAUGGACGGAUCCAGCCGGUUUGGGAGGUCGAUUCCACGACAAGCUGUAUCACAUUCAAGGGCAAACUAAGACAUGUUGAUGAUCUUCGCGACGCGGCUAUGCAGGAGGGACCGGCAAUGGACGCCGAAUCAAUCAAUGAGGAGCGAAAGCGGUGGGCUCAAGUCAAUAUCACCAAGGUCCCACUCACGAGCCAUUCCAGGAAAAUUCAGUCCCAAAUUUGA